This is a messenger RNA of Aspergillus glaucus CBS 516.65, 414 nucleotides long. RefSeq lists its product as uncharacterized. The transcript has a single exon. The record is from RefSeq and is a predicted model, not a curated record. NCBI's taxonomy places the organism in Eukaryota, Fungi, Ascomycota, Eurotiomycetes, Eurotiales, Aspergillaceae. The annotation marks the transcript as partial.
CUCCCGCUCCUCCAAGCCAUCCAAGCCCUCCUCGACCUAACCCCCAAUCUCACCACUCUCCUCUCCCCCAACGGCCAACGCUUCGUUUCCCACCCCAACUUCACCGGCACAGCCGACCUCAACAACCUCGCCACCUUCUACAUCCGCUGCGGCUCGCGAUGCACAGAGGAGCACGCCCCUCUCAAGACCCGUCUCGACUACCUCGCCCUAGACCCGCUCUUCGAGGCCUUCUACGAACAAACCGACACCAUGCUACGGGAGGCCGAAGAAUCAGGCAGUAUAAUGGAGCAUUACCAGAAGUUUGAGGGUGGUUGCUGCGCGCAUUGCUCGGGACACCCGGCUGCUGUGAUUCCUGCGGGGUUUGUGGAUGGGGAAUCAUUGUAUUUUGAGAUGGAUGGGUUCGAGCGGUUUUGG